Molecule: messenger RNA, 12498 nt
Organism: Ceutorhynchus assimilis (cabbage seed weevil)
Lineage: Eukaryota; Metazoa; Arthropoda; Insecta; Coleoptera; Curculionidae
Source: the annotation of a GenBank genome assembly
AAAUAAUUGAUUUUUUAAAACAAUAAAAUAGACAAAUAAAUUUCGCUUUCAAAAAAUUUAUUACAAAAAAAAAAAAAAAAUAAGAUAAAAUAAUCACAGUCUGUAGAAAAGAGUAAAAAGAGUAUUCAUCAGAAGCCUAGCACGAGGUAUUUUCUUCAGAAGUUCGGCAUGAUGGAGAAAGAAGAGACGCCGGAGCCAAACAUGGACCAGGACGAGCAGGAAGAAUACCAGAAACCGAGGGCCUCAUCGAAGGAUAGCAUAGGGUCCCUUUUGUCUGAGGGAUACUUAAGCCGUUUAAAACUCCAGGAACGGCUGAUGUGUCCCCUACCGGGACCAGUACGCAAACGUAAACGUAAUGUGCUACCUUUCCAUUUACCUCACAACAAAUUAGCUUUGGAUCGAUUGGAUCAGAAACGCGAAGACUGUGAACCACUGACAGGCCUUAAACAAAGGCAGGACGAUUUUUACAAGAAAAAACUCAAAUUACCGCCGAUUCAAUUAACGGAUUCGGUAAAGCAAGAAAGGCGAACACGUUCUAUCGCAGCAAGUAUAUCAACCGGAGUGACAUUUUUCGAUAACAUUGAAGAGAAAAAGAAAAAGCCUUCAGCGAGUGAUAAACUAGCUCAAGUGGCCGAUCAAAUGGAAUGGAUUAGAAAAAUGAGGCAUGCUAGGGAUGGAUCAUUCAUUUAUUUCACAUAUGCCGUGCCUAAAAGUUCCGAGCAUUUCAACCCUUAUAUGCUUAAGGUUGUAGGAUACAAGGACGUUGACAAAAACAAUUUUUUCACCAUGAGUGCCGAAGGUGUAAUGCAACACGUUGGCAGCGAGAUAAUAUACACAUCCCUAGACAAAUGGGAAGAAGAAUACAAUAUGUUUCAACGAUUGAUGCAUAUUAAGACUUUUAGGAAUUUUCGAAAAUGGAAGGGUUUCUACAUUUGGCGCAAAAUAAUCAUUUAUCAAAAAUUCACUGUCGCUCAAAAGCAUCUGGCCCAAAACAUGUUUAUUUUGAACCCGCAUUUGAGAAAGGGCCUUUUGGACGUUCAAUGCAUGUGCUUCAGUACGAUGGACGAAAGUUUAGUGGACCUCAGCUCAAAUCAGGACAUUUGGUUGUUUUAUUUUAUUGAAAACCAGAUGGGCAAAUUGAAUCAAAUCAAAGAAAAAAUAAAUAAUUAUCAUAAAAUAACCAAAGAUAUAGCAUUUAAUGCUUGUCACGCAGCUUUGACGGCUAAAGGAUUUGUCGCUGAUGAAAGAAUCGUUGAAGAACAAAGAGAUCAGAAACGUCGUCGACAGCAAAAGGCUUCGUAUAUUGAGCAAGCGAGCAAGAAGAAAUUUUGCGAGCGGCUUUCAGCGUACAUAAUGUUAAUAGACUACAUGACAGUCAACAUGCUUCAUCAAAUAAUAAUAAACUCAAUCGAUAUAUUAAAUGAUCUGUAUGAAUCGCAUACGAAAUAUUUACCGAGCAGAGAACUUUUAGAAUCGAUGGAACUGGAAACAAAAUUGGAAUACGAAAGGAACAUUGAAGAUCCAUCACUGCCUCUUUAUAUCGUUAACGUCAUGUUGGAACCUGAAGAAAUAAAGCUGGAUCCUCCAGUGGAGGUUGCCAAACAGAUGUUCAUACAGCUCAUUGAAUUAUGGGAACAGAAUUGUAAAGAGUUCAGUUUAUUCGUGGCUGAUCCAUUUUAUUCGAUAUUCACUAGUCCGGUGAUAAACGAGAAAGUAGAAGAUCGUAUUUGCGGUUGGGGUCCCACGUUAGAGUUUUUUUUGGAAAAGGACGAAAAACUGGCUGAAGAAAAAGCUAGGUUUUUGAAAUAUUUUGAUACGAACUACGACGCAUCCAAAACUUAUAUUGAACGAUUUGAGCCGAUACGUGAAUUUUAUAUUGAAGAUUUGACAGUUUCAGCGGAUAAUAUUCAAAACGAAACUGUCACAGAAAAUUUCAGAAACAUGUGCGUGAGAUACAAUCACGAAAUUGCUACAAUUGAAAGCAUAGUCAAAACACAACCCCUAGGACUUUUAAAUCUAGUUUUGACUGACUUUAAGGACCAUGCCUUACCAGAGCCGCGCAGAUUACUAGGAAUUACUAGAGAAGUCAUUCCUUGGAUUGGCAGAGUAAAUAUUGGCCUCCUGAUGCAGCAAGCUGAAGAAACUUCUACCUAUUUAGUUCAAGAUCCUCUUUCUACAGUCGAUUACGUGAAAUAUCUUGAGUACAUCGAAGACGCCACCACGCGUGUGGAUAAAAUGGAAGAAACCCUUGAUUAUUGUAAGGAACUCUACGAUAUCACAGAAGAAUUUGAUAUUCCAGUGGCACAGGAAGAAAUGUCUAAUUAUUUGGGGCUCAGCGUUUCUUUGGGCAACUUGAGAAAUCUCGUAGACAAAAAAAUCGAGGAAACAGGAAAAAUUAUUAAAGCAUUCAGUGAUCAAAUGAAUAAGGAUAUUAGUGCACUCAUCUCAGAAGUAGGAGCAAUCAAAGAUGAAUGCAUGCAACCAUGGCUUUAUGACAUUGAUUCCAACAUUGAAGAAGUAACAGAACUUUUAACGGAUUUACACGAUCGAUUACUGGCUUGCCAAGGAAGAGCUGCUGAAUUUAAAAAUUUCCAAAAGCAAUUCAGGCUUGAGGUUUCUAGGUUUGAUAUGCUAGACGAAGUAAUGAGCGAUGUUAAGUUACGCAUGCUCUUGUGGGAAAGUGUGGAUUCUUGGGCUAAAACUGUAGAUGCAUGGUACCAUUGCGAAUUUAGCACGCUUAAUACUGAGGAAAUGAAUCUUUUCACAGCUAAGAAUGUUAAAAAUAUCAAUCAGCUUGAAAAAGGCCUUCCUCCAAAUUUAAUUGUGCCAAAACUUAAGGAUGAAGUCGAGCUGAUGAAAGAUAAACUUCCAGUAAUCACAUAUCUGCGAAAUCAAGCAUUGAAACACCGACAUUGGGUGAAAGUCGAAAAUGUACUCAACCAUAAGUUUAAAGCUGACGAAGUCAUGACGUUGGAGUUAUUGGAAAGUCUCAAUUGUUUCAGCUAUCCACAAGAAUUAUUGGAAAUAUCCGGACAAGCUAGUAGUGAAGCUGGCCUUGAAGCUUUACUCAAAAAAGUCGAAGACUCUUGGAAAACCUUGGAAUUUAUUGUAAUUUCACAUAAAGAAUCCAAAGAUGUGUUUAUUCUUGGCUCUCUUGAAGAUGUCCAAACAGUAUUAGAUGAGAGCAACAUAAACAUAACUACUAUUGCCAGUUCUAGGCACGUCGGUCCAAUCAAACAUCGCGUAGAAGAAUGGCAGAAAAACCUAGAACUAUUUUCUCAUACAUUGGAAGAAUGGAUGACGUGUCAGCAAAGUUGGGUUUAUUUAGAAGUAAUUUUCUCGGCACCUGACAUCCAAAGACAGCUACCAAAUGAAGCAAAAUUAUUCACCGUUGUCGAUAAAUCUUGGAAAGAAAUUAUGCGAAGGACUGCUAGAAAUCCAUUAGCGAUGGAGGCCACAUUACAUCCAGGUCAAUAUGAAGCUUUUCAACGGAACAACGCCCUUUUGGAACAAAUCAUGAAGUGCCUUGAAUCGUACUUGGAAACUAAGCGAGUUUCUUUUCCAAGAUUUUACUUUCUGUCCAAUGAUGAAUUGCUGGAUAUUCUGGCGCAAACGAGAAAUCCUCACGCCGUCCAGCCUCAUUUGAGGAAGUGCUUCGAUGCCAUCUCCAAAUUGGAGUUUGGUAUGAAACCGGUUGAAGAGGAUGAAGCUAAAGAAGCAUCCAAAGAAGGGAAAAAAGAAAAAGCUCCAACCAUGGUUCUGACUACUGAUAUAAUUGCUAUGGUGAGUCCGGAAGGAGAAAGAGUCCAGCUUAGUAAAGGCUUAAAAGCCAGAGGUAACGUUGAAGACUGGUUAGGUAAAGUCGAAGAGUCCAUGUUUAUUAGUUUGAAAAAAUGCAUGAAGGUUUCAAUUGGGCAUUACGUGCAAAGGCCUAGAACGGAAUGGGUGGUUUGUCACCCAAACCAAAUUAUUUUGAUAGUGUCGCAAAUAAUGUGGGCCAAAAACGUCCACGAAAUUUUAGACGCCGAGGGAAAUAAAGCAAAGAAAAUGGAAGAAUAUGCAAAUAAAUGCAUUAAAGACUUGAAUGACUUAGCAGCUCUAAUCCGUACAGACUUAACUUCAGUUACCCGAAAAAUCCUUAUAGCCCUCAUCACAAUUGACGUUCAUGCUAGAGACACCGUAUUCAAUUUGGUGAAAGGAAACGUAACCAACAGCAACAAUUUUGAUUGGUUAAAAGUAUUGCGAUACUAUUGGUUUGAAAAUUUGGACGACUGUGUGGCAAAAAUGUCUAGCGCUUCAUACCUUUAUGGAUACGAGUACCUGGGUGCUGGCGGAGUUUUGGUCAUCACACCGCUGACUGAUAAAUGUUAUUUGUGUCUCAUGGGAGCCUUGCAGUUAGAUUUGGGUGGGGCUCCUGCAGGUCCGGCAGGUACAGGCAAAACUGAAACCACCAAGGACUUAGCAAAGGCUUUAGCAAUCCAGUGUGUCGUCUUUAAUUGUUCUGAAGGACUCGACUAUAAAAUGAUGGGUCGAUUUUUCUCUGGAUUGGCACAGUCCGGAGCCUGGUGCUGCUUCGACGAGUUUAAUCGAAUCGACAUUGAAGUAUUGUCAGUCAUUGCUCAACAAUUGAUUACUAUAAGAAACGCUAAGGCCGCCAAAUUGGCAAGAUUUAUGUUUGAAGGAAGAGAAAUAAAGUUACUACAAAGAUGCGCUGCCUUUAUUACUAUGAAUCCUGGCUACGCUGGAAGAACUGAGCUUCCAGAUAACUUGAAAGCCCUUUUUAGGCCUAUAUCGAUGAUGGUACCUGAUUACGCCCUUAUUGCCGAAGUCAUCCUCUACUCUGAAGGCUUUGAAUCCUCCAAAAAUCUAUCACUAAAAAUGGUGCAAAUGUACAAAUUGUGCAGUGAGCAACUAUCGCAACAAGACCACUACGAUUUUGGGAUGCGAGCAGUGAAAAGUGUUCUGGUGAUGGCUGGAUCAUUGAAACGAGCUAAUCCGGAACGAAACGAGGAUACUGUACUUAUUUGUGCACUUAGGGAUAGUAAUUUACCAAAGUUUCUGUCAGAUGAUGCGGUUUUGUUUCAGGGUAUUCUAGGAGAUCUAUUUCCUGGUACAGAACUGCCCGUGAGCGAUUAUGGUAUAUUUCAAGAAACAAUGAAAGAAGUGAUGGUGGAAAACAACCUCCAACCAGAGCUAUGUAUGAUUUAUAAAGUUAUCCAGUUGCACGAGACCAUGAUAGUGAGAUGGGGAGUGAUGCUGGUAGGACCAACUGGCGGAGGAAAAACUACAAUUUUAAAUACCUUGAACUGGUCCUUAUCAAAAAUGCACGAAAACGGUCAUGAAGGACCUUACUAUCAUCCAGUGCACACCUACAUCAUGAACCCGAAAGCUGUUUCUGCUGGUGAACUGUAUGGAGAGGUCAAUACAUUAACGUUGGAAUGGAAAGAUGGUCUAAUGGGGAUGAUGAUGAGAACCGCUGUACAGUUUACCACUGAAGACCAUCAGUGGAUCAUAUGUGAUGGCCCUGUAGAUGCUGUCUGGAUUGAGAAUUUAAAUACUGUCCUCGAUGAUAAUAAAAUGUUGUGCCUGGCCAAUUCAGAAAGGAUUAAGCUAACUCCUUACGUGCAUAUGGUGUUUGAGGUUCAAGAUCUGGCUCAAGCUUCACCGGCAACUGUUAGCAGGUGCGGAAUGGUUUACGUAGACUCGGAAGAAAUCAAGUGGAUGCCCUACGUGCAAUCGUGGGUUAAUAAAGUCAAGAAUAAUUUAUUAACUGAUGAAUUGAAAGCAUUUGUGUUGGAACUUUUUAGCACCUACGUACAAAGCGGAUUUGAUUUUCUAAAGAAACAUUGUGCAUAUGCAAUACAUCAGGUGGAUGUAUCUAAGGUCACGAUGAUAUGUUCCCUAAUCGAAAGUCAUUUAUCGAUGCCAGGGGCGAUGGAUAAAGUUGGCGAAAAAGCAAAAGUCCGAAGCUUUAUUUGUCAAAUUUUCAUUUGGUCUUACUUGUGGGGUCUUGGAGGCAAUAUCACCGAAGAGAGUAGAGAAAAGUUUGGCAGCUUUGUCGAUAGUCAGUUCGACGAAUGCAUCGACGCAAGGUUGCCACCUGGCUUAGAUCUGUGGUUUUCUUUCAUGGACGUGCAAACGAAACGACUAACAUCCUGGCAAAAAUCGAUGCCGGAAUUUAUUUACGAUAAAGAAAUUGCAUUUUUUGAUACACUGGUACCUACAUUGGAUACUGUAAGGUUCGGAUAUGUUAUGGAGAGGCUAAUUUACAUCGAGCGUGCUGUGUUAAUAACUGGAGAUACUGGCGUUGGCAAAUCUGUGGUGGCAAGGGACGUAUUAAAUCGACUUGGCGGAACGGAAUGUUUCGUCCCGGCUUCAAUGAACUUUUCUGCACAAACUAGCAGUAUGCGCACCCAAGAAAUAAUUGAACUUAAAUUGGAGAGAAAGAAAAAAACUUUACUUGGAGCACCUAUGGGCAAAAAAGUGAUUAUUUUUGUUGAUGAUGUUAACAUGCCCAAAUUGGAGACUUAUGGAGCUCAACCACCUAUAGAGUUGAUUAGGCAAUUAUUGGACUAUGGAGGGUUGUACGACAGGGAAAAACUUUUUUGGAAAGAUAUACGUGAUGUUAUAUUAACAACAGCCUGCGCUCCACCUGGUGGUGGUAGAAAUCCAUUAACUCCUAGAUUUGUCAGGCACUUCGGCAUGCUCCUGCUACCUCAACCCAAUGAAAUGGCUUUGAAGGCUAUUUUUAAAACUAUUCUCAAAGGUUUCCUCAAUGAUUUCUCUAAUGAAUGUCGCGAUUUAGGAGAUUAUAUGGUUAACGCAGCAGUGGAAGUUUACGAUCGUAUAGCCACAGACCUAUUACCCACCCCAUCAAAGUCUCAUUACGUUUUUAACUUAAGAGAUCUAUCAAAAUGUAUCCAAGGGAUUACGCAAGCCGAUUCUGGCACUAUGAGAAUGGAAAUUGAUAUGAUGCGCCUGUUUUAUCAUGAAUGUUUGAGAGUGUUUCAUGACAGGUUGAUUAAUGUAGAAGACAAGUCAUACUUCUAUUUUCUAAUGAAAGAAAUUUGUGGACGUAAUUUGGGAAAUCCUGUUUUGCAGUUGCCAGACACGCCACUGCUUUUGGAUCCUCCAAUUUUGUUGUUUGGUGACUUUAUGCAGUUUGGAGCUGAUAAGGCGGAUCGCAUCUACGAAGAGCUGAAAAAUAUCGAUAAAGUGAAGAGUUUAUUACAGGAUUAUUUGGAGGAUUUCAAUCUGGUCUAUAACAAAGACAUGCAAGUAAUAUUUUUCAUGAUGGCAGUCGAACAUUGCGUAAGGAUCGCGAGAAUUUUGAGGUCUGAAAGAGGCAACGCUCUCCUAGUAGGCGUCGGAGGUAUGGGCAAGCAAAGUUUAACAAAAUUGGCAUCCCAUCUCAACGGAUACAAAUGUUUCCAAAUUGAACUUGUCAGAAACUACAACCACGAUGCGUUUUUCGAGGAUUUACGUAAAUUUUAUUGGCACGCGGGUGUGGAAAAUAAGGACUCCGUUUUCUUGUUCACCGAUACUCAAAUUGUUCACGAGGAAUUUUUAGAGGAUAUCAAUAACAUUUUAAAUUCAGGUGAUGUACCAAAUCUAUUUGAAGCCGAAGAAUUCGAGCAAGUUAUUAUUGGAUGUCGCGAGGCUGCUAUCAAAGCCGGACAUCCUGAAGGACGUGAUCAUAUCUACGAAUAUUUCGUGAGCAGAGUGAGAAGCAAUUUGCAUUUGGUCUUGUGCAUGAGUCCAGUGGGUGACGCAUUUCGGCGACGUUGUCGUAUGUUUCCUUCACUCGUUAAUUGCUGCACCAUAGAUUGGUUUGAGAAGUGGCCACAAGAAGCGCUACUAUCUGUAGCUCAAUCCAGCUUAAAAGAAUUAGGCUCAGAGGAGCUAUCGGAUAGCUUAGCUACGGUUUGUGUCACUAUACAUGAGAGUGUUGAAAUUAUGACUGAUAGAUUUUAUCGCGAAAUGAAACGGUAUUACUAUACUACACCCAGUAGCUAUCUGGAGCUGAUAAAACUAUAUAAAAUCAUGCUGAAAGAUAGAAAAGAUAAAAUUGUAAAAACAAGAGACCGAAUUGCUAAUGGUUUGCAAAAACUAUAUGAAACUAAUGAAGUAAUUGAUUCGAUGAAAGAGACUUUGAUAGCGUUGGAGCCCGAAUUGGCUAAAAAAUCGAAAGCUGUAGCAGAAUUGAUGAAAAAUUUAGCCAAGGAACAAAAACAAGCUGAUAAAGUAAGAGUGACUGUAAAAGGUGACGAAGAAAAUGCAAAGGUUAAAGCUGACGAAACUCAAAUACUAGCAGAUGAUGCUCAAAGGGACUUGGACACUGCCCUUCCUGCUUUAGAAGCAGCCACCAAGGCCCUCGAAGCAUUGAACAAGAAUGACAUUAAUGAAGUUAAAGUGUUUCAGAAACCACCCAAAUUGGUUCAAUUCGUUAUGGAGAGUGUCUGCAUUUUAUUGGGAGCAAAAACUAAUUGGGCAUCUGCGAAGAUAGUCCUGGGUGACACGAACUUCUUAAAAAAGCUGCAAGAAUACGACAAGGACCAUAUCACCGACCAGAUCCUUAAGAAGCUGAAAACAUACGUUGAACAUCCGGAGUUUAUUCCCGAAAGAAUUGUUACUGUAAGCAAGGCUUGCAAGAGCUUGUGCAUGUGGGUUCGAGCAAUAGACAUGUACGCCAAAGUGUAUAAGAUAGUGGAGCCCAAGAGGAAAAAGCUUCAAGCAGCAGAAAAAGAGUUGAAUGCAGUAAUGAGUAUUUUGAGAGAAAAGCAAAAGCAAUUGGCAGAUGUAGAGGCGAUGAUAGCCGCCCUGGAAGCCAAAUUUAAUGCUACUGUGGCAGAAAAGGAAGCUUUGGAAAACAAUAUUGCUUUGACAUCGGCACGAUUGAACAGAGCUGGAAGACUUAAUAUUGCUUUGGGUGAUGAACAACAUCGAUGGGAAGAGAGUGUAAAGAGAAUGGCUGAAGAGUUAAUCAAUUGCAUUGGUGAUGUAUUAAUGGCUGCCGCUUGUGUAGCUUACCAAGGAGCUUUCACCGCAAACUAUCGUCAAGAGUUGACAAGUAUAUGGGAGGAAAAGUGUCAAGAACAAAAUAUACCAUCAAGUGAGGGUUUCAAUUUAUUAAAUGUACUGGCAGAUCCAUAUGACAUAAGAACUUGGAAUGCUUGCGGUUUACCUCGGGACAACGUGUCUACAGAAAAUGCAAUCAUGGUAACUAAAGCAGGACGAUGGCCCCUUAUGAUUGACCCUCAGGAACAAGCGAACAGAUGGGUUCGGCAAAUGGAAGUCGACAAUAAUUUGAAGGUUAUCAAGCUGACAGAUUCCAAUUUUAUGCGUUUCCUGGAAAACGGUAUCAGGAUCGGUACGCCUGUGUUGCUUGAAGAAGUUGGAGAGUCCUUGGAUCCCACUUUGGGACCUAUUCUUUUGAAGCAAACGUUUGUACAGGGCGGCAGAACUCUAAUUCAUCUAGGUGACUCUGACGUUGAAUAUGACGCAAAUUUUAAGCUCUAUAUUACGACUAAACUGGCCAAUCCUCAUUACCUACCUGAAGUUUGUAUUCAGGUGACCAUUGUUAACUUUACUGUAACUCCUUCAGGACUCGAGGAUCAACUUUUAGCGGAUGUUGUGAGGCUAGAAAGACCUGAAUUAGAGAAACAAAGGAAUGAACUUGUGGUGAAAAUCAACAGCGAUAAAGCUCAAUUGAAAGGAAUUGAAGAUAAAAUUUUGUAUCUUCUAUACCGUUCCGAAGGAAACAUUCUUGAUGAUGAAGAGCUUAUUGAGACUUUAAAUGAAAGCAAGGAAACUUCUGCCAUUAUAGAAGCCAGACUGAUGGAAACUGAAGCUACAGAAAAAAAAAUAUCAAUAACUCGCGAACGGUACCGAUCUGUAGCUACCAGAGGCUCGGUACUUUAUUUUGUUGUAGCUGAACUUGCAGAAAUAGAUCCUAUGUAUCAGUAUUCUUUAAAGUAUUUUAGUCAGGUUUUCAAUAAUGUAACAGUGACAGCCCCAAAAGAUCCAGUAUUAGAAAUCCGCUUACACACUUUGAUAGUUGACAGUACUUUAGCUGUUUACACCAUUAUAUCCAGAGGUUUAUUCGAGCGCCACAAGUUAGUGUUCAGUUUUAUGUUGUGCAUCGCCAUCAUGAGACAAGAAGGUGAGGUUACUGAUGCGCAAUGGAGUUUUUUGCUCAGAGGCGCAGUUGGCAGUAAAACUGAAGCCAAAAAGCCAGAUUUGGUAUUAAUUACCGAUGCCAUGUGGCAAGCAGCAAACUUCCUGGCAUUGGGCUACGAAGAAUUUGAACAUUUACCAUCAGAAAUUACCAAGGUUAUAACGAUUUCGAUAGGAGGUUUCACUUUGAUAAUCAAAAUGGCGCAUAAUGCGCAGGCUAGCAAGGUUGACUGGAAUCACAUACUGAGUGACUUUGAAAAAUUGUUGCUUAUCAAAACGAUGCAAGAAGAAAAGUUGGUAUUUGCCAUUACUGAGUUUGUCAAAGUGCAUUUAGGACAGCCUUUUAUUGAGAGUCCAGAGGUAUCCCUGAAUCUUUUGUACCAGGAUACUUCAAACGCAGUUCCCUUAAUAUUCGUAUUGAGCACUGGCUCAGAUCCUUUUGGAUCAUUUCAAAGAUUUGCAGCCGAGAUGGAAUACACUGAAAAAGUCAAAUCGAUUUCGUUGGGUCAAGGGCAAGGACCGGUAGCUGAAAAAUUAAUUCAAGAAGCUUUAGAAACCGGCGAUUGGGUAUUUUUACAGAAUUGUCACUUGGCGACAUCCUGGAUGCUUUCGCUUGAACGAAUUGUAUUGCAAAUAGCUGAAAGUGCCGCAAAGGUACACAAAGCUUUUAGAAUGUACAUGAGCUCGAUGCCGUCAAAGUCUUUUCCCGUAGCUGUGUUGCAAAAUUCUGUUAAGGUAACCAACGAACCACCUAGAGGUCUGAGGGCCAAUGUUAAGCGAGCAUUCACCGAUAUGAUGGAAGAUUUUUUUGAGCAGCAUCCCUUACAACUAAAAUGGAGAACUAUAUUAUUUGGCAUUUGUAUGUUCCAUGCAGUGGUACAAGAAAGAAAGAAAUUUGGUCCACUAGGUUGGAAUAUUAUUUAUGAAUUUAACGACAGCGAUCGAGAUUUUGCAUUUAACACGUUCAAAAUGUUUUGUGCUGACGGUUACAUACCCUGGGAUGCUUUGGAAUAUCUCACAGGCGAAAUAACUUAUGGCGGUAGAGUCACCGACUAUUGGGAUCUGCGAUGCCUCAAAACCAUUUUGAAAAUAUUUUUCGCACCUCAUACCUUGGCAAAGGACUAUAAGUAUUCUUCUUCUGGUACUUAUUACUGUCCGGAUUUUAGUAAACUUCAAGAGUAUCGCAACUUUAUUGAUAAAUAUCCUUUAAUUGAGGAACCUGAGAUAUUUGGUAUGCACGAAAAUGCAAAUAUAGCUUACCAGAUAAAAGAAACACACAUGGUCAUCAAAACAAUCAUGGAAAGUCAACCCAGAUCAGAGGUAGGCGGAGAAGGCAAAUCCAGCGACGAAAUCGUUUAUGAAUUGGCCGAACAUGUCAUGGAAGUGAUAAUAACCAAAAUUAACAUGGAGGAAGUAAACAUUAAUUUGUUUAAGAAAGAUGAUAAGGGUCGUUUACCAUCUUUAACAACUGUUCUAUCCCAAGAAAUCGAUCGAUAUAAUCAGCUAUUAAAACUCAUCCACUCCUCGAUGGAUCAGCUGAAGAAGGCUAUCAAAGGUUUGGUAGUGAUGUCCGAAGCUUUAGAAGACGUGUAUAAAGCUUUUAUGAAUAAUCAGGUACCAAAAAUGUGGUCUGCGAGAGCCUACAACUCGUUAAAGAGUUUAGGUAGUUGGGUUCGAGAUCUAACGUUAAGACUGGAUUUUAUAAGUAUAUGGGUUAGGUCAGGUCACCCGACCUCCUACUGGAUUUCCGGCUUUUAUUUUCCUCAAGGGUUUCUCACAGGAGCCUUGCAAACGCACGCCAGAAAAUAUAAUUUGCCUAUUGAUAAGCUGAAAUUUGAUUUUCUGAUUAAACAAGUGAACUUGGAUCAGGAAGAGAUUAAAGCCGUACAUGAUGCCGAAGGAAAAGAGGUUUACGACGUGUACCAUCCUCUGCAAUCCCCUGAAGAUGGAGUGUUGGUGCAUGGCCUCUUCUUGGAUGCUGGCCGUUGGGAUAUGAAAAAUAUGAGAUUAAUUGACCCAAAACCGGGUGAAAUCAAUCCAAGCUUUCCAGUAAUCCAUAUGUUACCAAAAACAGACAUGCCCGACGACGAUCCGCGAUACGUAUGCCCCCUCUACAAAACUUCAAUUAGGGCUGGGGUACUUUCUACGACCGGUCACAGUACCAAUUUUGUGAUCGCGGUACUUUUGCCCACAAUUCAGACACAGAACUUUUGGAUUUUAAAAGGGACCGCCAUGUUGACGCAAAUCACCGAUUAGAUAUUCGAAACUGUCUGUGAUAUAAUUAUGUUAGGAAUUAUAAGAUAAUAAAGGGUGUUUUUUUUA